This is a messenger RNA of Ictalurus punctatus (channel catfish), 1266 nucleotides long. It is a transcript of the gene krr1, whose product is annotated as KRR1 small subunit processome component homolog. The coding region runs from base 39 to 1175 and encodes 378 amino acids. Gene Ontology annotation, cellular component: nucleolus; small-subunit processome. Gene Ontology annotation, molecular function: RNA binding. The transcript is spliced from 10 exons. NCBI's taxonomy places the organism in Eukaryota, Metazoa, Chordata, Actinopteri, Siluriformes, Ictaluridae. The record is from RefSeq and is a predicted model, not a curated record.
ACGUUUAUGUGGCGUCACAUCCGGCUUUAAAAUCAACAAUGGCGGCUUCCACGAGAGGAGACGUGAGUGAAACGCAGGCUGAGAAAAAGAGGGAAAAUAACAACAAGCAAGAUGACAGUGAUUUGCUGACGGUGCCAGAGGGGUGGGUGGAGCCUAAAUUUAUGAGGGAGGAUAACCCACGUGGCCUGCUGGAGGAGAGCAGCUUCGCUACCCUGUUCCCCAAAUACAGAGAGAGCUACCUGAGAGAGUGCUGGCCUCUAGUGCAAAGAGCCCUCAAUGACAUCUUCAUCAACGCCACUUUGGAUCUAAUUGAGGGGAGCAUCACAGUUACCACUACAAAGAAAACCUUCGACCCGUAUGCCAUCCUCCGAGCCCGAGACCUCAUCAAACUGCUGGCCCGAAGUGUGCCCUUCGAACAAGCGGUGCGGAUCCUGCAGGACGACAUGGCGUGUGAUAUUAUAAAGAUCGGGUCAGUAGUGCGGAACAGAGAACGCUUCGUUAAACGCAGACAGAGACUCAUCGGACCCAAAGGAUCCACGCUGAAGGCUCUGGAGUUGCUUACAAACUGUUACGUGAUGGUGCAGGGGAACACCGUGUCCUCUCUCGGACCUUACAAUGGCCUAAAGGAGGUGCGUAAGGUGGUGUUGGACACUAUGAAGAACAUUCACCCUAUCUACAACAUAAAGACGUUGAUGAUAAAGCGCGAGUUAGCGAGUGACCCGGAACUCCGGACUCAGAGCUGGGAGCGCUUCCUCCCCAACUUCAAACACAAACAUGCCAGCAAACGACAACAACCAACCAAGAAGAAGAUCAAGAAGGAGUACACACCCUUCCCUCCACCUCAACCUGAGAGCAAGGUGGACAGAGAACUCGCUAGUGGAGAAUUUUUCUUGCGUGAAAGAGAGAAGAGGAGGAAGAAGAUGACUGAGAUCAAGGUGAAACAGGCUGAGGCUCUGAGCAGAAAACAGGAAGAGAGAAAGAAAGCCUUCAUUCCUCCGAAAGAGAAAAAAAUCAUCAAAAAGACCAACAAAGCUCCUGUAAAAGACAAACUGGACAUCGAGGCCAUUAAAGAGAAAGUGAAGAAAGCCAAGAAUAAGAAACUGGGAGCUCCUCCCGCGAAGACCAGCACAGUGCCUCCUACAGGCCACAGCAAGAACACGAAGAGUACAAGCUAAUGACAUUUCUCCGUGGACCCUGUGUGUGUGUGUGUGAGUGUGGGUGUGUGUAUUUUGUUAUAAAGGAUUAGGAAUAAAGAUGAAAAUGAGA